AUGCUGAACUGAAAGCGUAAACAAAUCAAAUAGUUCUAGUAAAGUGGUGAAUACAAAAUCAUUAAAUGAGGAACGCUUUACCGACAAUUUAAAUUCAAAACUGCAAUUUGCGUUCAAGUUAAUCCGAAUAGAAAAAGUUAAUUUUUUAACUGUCGAUGUAAUUUAAUUGAAGUUCUCAGUGGGCUUUCUUUUAUUUGUGUGAAUUGGUUGUUGAAUCAUGGCCUUAAGAACGUACGGCGAUAAACCUAUUAGUUUUCAAGUAGAAGAGAAUGGCGAAUACUAUUGUAUUGGAUCAGAGGUCGGGAAUUACCUUAGACUCUUCCGAGGAUCAUUGUAUAAACGUUAUCCAGGCAUGUUCCGUCGAACAAUUACAAAUGAAGAAAGAAAACGGUUGAUGGAUCUCGGCUUGAGUGCUCAUUGCUUGGCUUCCAGUGUGUCAUUGUUGAAGGCAUCAGAAGUUGAAGAUAUUAUUGAUGGAAAUGAUGAACGGUACAAAGCAGUAUCGGUUACUUCUACCGAACCAUUAAUCGCUAGAGAAGCUAAAGGCAAAAAAUCUGCACCUUGGGUACCAUCAUUGCCGAAUAGUUCUCAUUUGGACGCUGUUCCACAGGCAACACCUAUUAACCGUAACAGAAUAAUACAAAAAAAAAUCAGAACUUUUCCUUUAUGUUUUGAUGAUACCGAUCCGGCAAAUAUUUAUGAAAAUGCCAACUUUUCAGAACUACUAGUUCCCAUUAGACUUGAUAUGGAAAUUGAAGGACAAAAAUUAAGAGAUACAUUCACAUGGAAUAAAAAUGAAACCUUAAUUACUCCAGAACAGUUUGCUGAAGUUCUCUGUGAUGAUUUGGAUUUAAACCCAUUACCUUUUGUCCCGGCCAUUGCACAAUCCAUACGGCAACAAAUUGAAGCUUUCCACAAUGACAAUAUUUUAGACGAACACGAUCAAAGAGUAAUAAUUAAGUUAAACAUUCAUGUGGGUAAUACGUCACUAGUCGAUCAAGUAGAGUGGGACAUGGGCGAAAAGGACAACUCACCGGAACAAUUUGCAAUGAAGCUGUGUGCUGAACUUGGUCUCGGCGGAGAAUUUGUAACGGCCAUCGCUUAUUCCAUUCGAGGACAGUUAAGCUGGCACCAGCGAACCUAUGCCUUCAGUGAAGCACCAUUAUCUGUAGUGGAAACACCGUUCAGACCACCAUCGGAUGCUGACCAAUGGAGCCCAUUCUUAGAAACAUUAACCGAUGCAGAAAUGGAAAAGAAGAUCAGAGAUCAAGACAGAAAUACAAGGCGUAUGCGACGAUUGGCCAACACUACACCAGGAUGGUAAUAAGAAUCAUUAUUAAGUAUUUUAAAUACAGCAAGUUAACACGCCUUCCGUGAGAAUAAAACAGUCGUCUGAGAAAAAAUUAUGCCACCAGUCACCACGUCAAAGUUCCAUCUCGUCGUCUUCAACUGCAAUGCAUCUAAAUAUGUUUUUAUUAUUAUUACUAAUGAUUCAUCAAUAUUAAAUUGUAGUUAUAAAUGUUAAGACUUUAAUAUAUGUAAAGAGAAUAUUACAAUAUUGAAAAUUAAUUUGUGACUAACUAAUAAAUAAACAAUUAUUUGUG
Molecule: messenger RNA, 1604 nt
Organism: Adelges cooleyi (spruce gall adelgid)
Lineage: Eukaryota; Metazoa; Arthropoda; Insecta; Hemiptera; Adelgidae
Gene: Snr1
Product: SWI/SNF-related matrix-associated actin-dependent regulator of chromatin subfamily B member 1
Exons: 10
Coding region: 218-1324 (368 amino acids)
Biological process (GO): chromatin remodeling; regulation of transcription by RNA polymerase II
Cellular component (GO): nuclear chromosome; nucleus
Molecular function (GO): transcription coregulator activity
Source: RefSeq, a predicted model, not a curated record